Olea europaea var. sylvestris is the source of this 2380-nucleotide messenger RNA. RefSeq names its product protein YLS7. The record is from RefSeq and is a predicted model, not a curated record. Bases 489 to 2147 code for a protein of 552 amino acids. Gene Ontology annotation, molecular function: O-acetyltransferase activity. Gene Ontology annotation, cellular component: Golgi apparatus. The transcript is spliced from 4 exons. NCBI's taxonomy places the organism in Eukaryota, Viridiplantae, Streptophyta, Magnoliopsida, Lamiales, Oleaceae.
CAGUGGAAUUAGGAGACCUGUUCCAAUUCCAGAUUACUAGUUUCCAUAUUUCAAUUGUCCAGUUCAGACCGUCUAUGGGCCUGAUUUUAUCCGCUGGAAUCCAACAAUAAAACACGGAGACAAACAACUUCUUUACCUUAAAUCCUAGAUUUCAUAAUAAUCAAUUUACAUUUAGCAAAUCUAUCAUUAAAUUAGAUCAACCGGAUUCCAAUUAUUACGUAAUUGUCGACAGAUCAUUCUUUCCCGAUCCAAAUCACUUGUUUUUUUUUAUCCUUAAUAUUAUUUGAUUUACGCUCCACCGCUCCUUAAGCUCUCCGAACCACUUGUGCAAUAUAUGUUCACGAAUAAUUUUUAAAUUUUCACCCGUUUUGCGGAAAUCAAAGAAUUUUUAGGUUGAAUCUUUUGUUUAAUGGUUGGCAUUCUAUUUUACGGGUCAAUUGGAGCUUAAUGUGUUUUCCAAAGGAGCUGUUUAAUUUAGAAAGAAAGCCAUGGCUUCAGUUUCUGUUAAAGAACAGCUGAGAACGGCCUAUCCAAAGACCCUUACAUCGAUUGUAGCUUCAGUGGGAGGCCUUGCAUUAUUCUUAAUUCUUGCUUCAACCAUAUUGGUCUCCCAACCCAUUGGGUCCACAGUUCGUGGGUAUUUCUACGGUGUUGAUCGCUCCAGAAAGAUUGACUCACUAUUAACCCUUAAGGAACAGUUUUCUUCAGUAUCUACCCUUAAUGAAUCGGUUUCUGGAUUUAAUUCUCAGUAUGAUGGUGGUGGAUCUAUAAGAGUAGGUGGGGCUGAUGGCCAAGAUACUCCGGUUGACAAAAAACAGAACCCCGAUUCUCAAGAUAAGAGUGAAUUGUCAGGUUCGAGGCAAAAGGAAUCCAAGAAUCUGAAGGAUGAGUCACUGCAUUCUAAUAUAAAGCAGCAAGAGACUGGCAAUAAAACUUCGGCUUUGCCCAAAGUUACAGAGCAUGAUGAAAAUGCCCCAUCCAAUAAUACACGUGAAGAAUUGAAGGAUGCUGUGAUAUCUCCUACUGCCACCAACAGGAAUCAGUCUGAUGUAGUUGAUUCAGGAUGCGAUCUUUACCAUGGAAAGUGGAUUUAUGAAUCAACUGGACCAUUGUACACAAAUAAUUCCUGCCCUAUCAUCACUCAGAUGCAAAAUUGCCAGGGAAAUGGAAGACCUGACAAAGAUUACGAGAAUUGGAGAUGGAAACCUUCUCAGUGUGACCUCCCUAGGUUUGAAGCAAAGAAGUUCCUGGAGUUAAUGAGAGGAAAGACAUUAGCUUUCAUUGGCGAUUCAGUAGCUCGAAAUCAGAUGGAAGCACUGCUGUGCAUCCUUUGGCAGGUUGAGGUUCCGAAAAAUAGAGGAAAUAAAAGAAUGCAACGUUAUUAUUUCAGAUCUACAUCUACAAUGAUUGUUCGCAUAUGGUCGUCCUGGCUCAUUCACCAAACAUCUGAGCCAUUUGAUUUUGCUCCCGCUGGCGUGGUCAAGCUCCACCUUGAUGCACCUGAUGAAGUUUUCAUGCAAUACAUUAUGGAUUUUGAUGUGAUAGUCCUCUCCUCUGGCCACUGGUUUGCAAAGCAGUCAGUUUAUAUAUUGAACAAUGAGAUCGUGGGAGGACAAUUGUGGUGGCCAGACAAGUCUAGAAAAAAGAAGAUUGACAACAUUGAAGCUUUUGGAAUAUCCAUCGAAACAAUUGUUACUGCAUUAGUCACACAUCGGAAUUACACUGGUCUAACAAUCGUUCGUAGCUUUUCACCUGAUCAUUAUGAGGGUGGAGCCUGGAACACUGGAGGAUCGUGCACUGGAAAGGUCAGGCCUGCCUUGGAUAGUGAAUUAGUUGAGAAUGGUUUUACCAAUAUAAUGCACGAGAAGCAAGUGACAGGGUUUAAUCGUGCUAUGAAGAAAAAGACAAACAAAUCGAAAAUGAAACUAAUGGAUAUAACAGAAGCAUUUUCACAUCGCCAUGAUGGACAUCCCGGUCCAUAUCGAAGCCCGGAUCCAAAUAAAAUCACUAAAAGGGGCCCAGAUGGUAGGCCCCCGCCCCAGGAUUGCUUGCACUGGUGCAUGCCAGGUCCAGUUGAUACGUGGAAUGAACUGGUGCUUGAAGUUGUAAGGAGAGAAUUUGAGGACAGACAAAAUAUUGCUUCAUGAGAGUCACUCAUCUUGUUACUAAACUAUCCUAUGUUUCUUUAAUUUAUAUAGUACUUUGCACUUAAUUUUGGAACAUGUGGAUGGAAUGAGGGUUAGUAGUUUUUACUCUCAAACAUCUUAUAUAGAGAUACUGGAACAGGUCUAGUUUGUGAAUUACAAGGUUAUUCUUUACCUCAGUUGUAACAACUCACAAGAAUAUAAGUUAUUUGUUAAUCGGUUGUUGAUUUAUCUAA